Molecule: messenger RNA, 1122 nt
Organism: Psilocybe cubensis
Lineage: Eukaryota; Fungi; Basidiomycota; Agaricomycetes; Agaricales; Agrocybaceae
Exons: 5
Coding region: 1-1122 (373 amino acids)
Source: RefSeq, a predicted model, not a curated record
AUGUCCAUAAAUCCAGCAAACGAAGACAUCGAAUCAGGUCCCGAAUUUGAGAGGAUCAAGCAGAACUUCAGGAAUAAUUCUAUUCCGGAUGCUCCAUCCAAUUUUACAGAGCACCAGAUCUUGUUCCAGAACUUGCAAUUGGAACUGCACACAUUUCUUGGAGAACACAUGAACAAAGUGAAGGAUCUUCAAGACGUAUUAAAUGAACAGAAAGCCUACCCUUCUGAAAACAACCGACACGCUGCUGAGAAAGGCGAACGAGGGUCGAUGAGUUUACAUCCUCCUGAUGAAGAUUUGUCCUCUCUGAAUCGUCGUAAGAGUACCAAGAGUACCGAUGCUGUCUCUCAACGGACUCUAUCCAAUCAUGGUGUCAAAUCCACACGCAACACCGCAUAUGUCUCGGGACACGACAACAUCAACAGAGCGCUACUCGAUACAUAUACACAUGCGCUUCUGUCCUUCUUACAAGCCCAUGCGAACAAUAUUCGCACUCUGCAGACUUCGUUACAAAACCAAGUUCCAGUCAAGGCACCUUCAACUAGCGCCUCCGCUCCCCUGCUCAACUCUAAACCUCCACCUUUAUCGGCAGAAGAAGUAAAGUUUUACGAAAAUGUCAACCAACAAUUUUCUAUGCUCGUAGUCAUCUCAACAUUCUCCGCAGGGCUGAUUUUAGCUUUUCUAUCCUUGGUGUACUCCAUAGUAGGAACGAACCAUAGGACGGAUUUCAGCGUUGGGAUGUUCUUUGCCAUCAUCGCCGUGUUCAUUCAUUUUGGAAAUAUCCUCAUCGCAAGUCGUGGUGCGAGCCUCACCUCUCAACAGGACAGACAGUACGACUUCCGCUAUUUUCAAUUUUACUUGGCAAUGUGCGAGCAGCUGCAAUUUGUGGCCAUCUUUAUGCUGGUCAUAUCGUCCAUCAUCAUGUCGUUCCUCAUUUUUAGCUCGGUCGCCUUCCCCAUAGUCUUGUUACUUCUUUCGUUGAUGGGGAUCGCUCUCAUAUUUUCGAGUGCCUAUUGGGAGAUAUCCAUUACUUUCAGGAAUCUUAGGUACCUCGCAAGAAAUUUACAGCGAUUCAAACAAUCCAUGGAGUAUUUGCGUAUCCGUGGUCGAGAGGAUCGCAGUUAG